This is a messenger RNA of Clavispora lusitaniae ATCC 42720, 2253 nucleotides long. RefSeq lists its product as uncharacterized. The record is from RefSeq and is a predicted model, not a curated record. Gene Ontology annotation, molecular function: protein binding. NCBI's taxonomy places the organism in Eukaryota, Fungi, Ascomycota, Pichiomycetes, Serinales, Metschnikowiaceae.
AUGUUCAUUGGCAAAAAAGCGCCAGCCGCCCUACGAAAGCAGCUAUGGCCUGUUUUUCCCACCUACAACAUCCUCGGCUCCCGAAAUAUCUACGUCAUGAGCCACGAGAGGCGCAAAAAGGCCGCCAAGCGCAAAUCAGACAAGCUCCAGCAAUGGGCAGAACAAGAAGAAAUGCGCUUGGCCCGCGAGAAAAACCAGCAGUACGCCAAGAAAUUGAAGGAGCUCAAGCAGCUCACACGCAGCGUGGCGUCGUAUGUGCGGACACGCGAGGCCCGCGAGCUCGAGGCCCAGAAGAUCCAAGAGCUUUCGUUGCCUUCGGAGCUUGGAAAAGGCUCCGAGCCAGCUGGUCUUGCGGCGCCUCGAUCGGCCAAGAUUGCCCCGUUUGACGCUUCGGCCGCGUCAUUAUCCACGUCCGCCGUGCCGUUGCCCCAGUCCAUCCAAGACCGCCUUGGUCUUGCGGUGAAGUACUUGGUGUCCAAAGACCACCAGAACUGGAGCAUCGUUCUCCAGCAGUUGGAAGCGGCAGGCGGCUUCGACGGUCUCCCUCAGAAAGACAUCCGCAAGAUGGUCUACGCCAUUCCUAAAGACCAGCUUCGGCACGUUUUCCCCCAGAUCGAGUCGCUUUUGGGCCAAGCAGGCCUUGCCGUGUCUCCCAAGUUGCUCAACACAUACAUCAAGAGUCUCAUGCUUGGAAGGACGUUGAACGAUGCUCAGAUUGCAUACAUCGAGGGGAUUGUGGCGAAGUUACGCCAGGAACCUGGUAAAGAGGGCAAGUUGGGCAAGCUUUCUCGUGCCACUUAUGAGCUUCUCAUCGAGGCAUACGGGAAAAACACCAACGUGGCGAAGAUGAACGAGGUGAUCCAGGAAAUGAAGGAGCUCGGGCUCCAACUCUCUCCCGUUGUGUACACCAAUGUUCUCUCCACGUGUGUGUACAAAACCAGAGACCACCAGCAAGCGGUCAAGUUGUUCGACCUGAUGAAGUUUCUCGCAGGGUCGAUGGCGCCGCAAACUCGCGAGUACCAGGACAUUAUCGUUUCGUAUGUCAACAACGACGACAUCGAGAAGGCGUUGGAUCUCUACCAGGAGAUGUUGGACCAGAAACUCGACUUCAACCAGAAUAUCAUGGUGGCGUUGGCCCGCGGAUGUAUGUCUCGAGAACAGCUCCGUUUCAAGGCGUGGGACUUCAUUUUCGAAAUCUACCGCUGUGGCUGGGAACCCACGGCAAACACCCUUGAGUAUAUGCUCUACUUGGCCUCGAAGGACGGUGAUUUGGCGUUGGCCAGAGCUCUUUACCAGCAGCUCAACAUCUCCAACGCCUUGUCGCCCCGGGCAUUUUCGUUUCUUUUCCUUGCCUACGCUCGAAGCAAUGUUGGCAAGCUGAUCGAAGAGUUCCAGCCUUUUGCCAUUACGGUGCACGAGGAGGGAAGAAACUUCCGGCGCAAUAUUCUUGAAAAGGUGGAUCUCACUCCCACCACCGAGAAUCCAAAACAGGCGGUUCCGUAUCUUCCUAAAAUUUCGCUCUCUACACCACAGGAAGUUUUGGCUGAAUCCAGUGCUGUCAUGGCCCAUGCUCUCAUGGUAAACAGAGAGUUUGUGAAUGUGGAAAGUGUCACGACGUUUCUCAAUGUUGCGGCCCGAAUGGGCUCUCUAGACGAUUUCAUCGACCGUUAUGAAGAGUUUACAUUCUUGGACAAGACAGGAGUGACAGAAACGAAAACAGUCAUUGAGCCGGAAAUCUUGGAAUCGACAAGUGUGCUUCUUGCACCAAAGGAGCCCAGUCCAACCAAGUCACCCAUUUUGGCCCAAGUCACAGAAAGCCAAAAGUCGGCUUUCAAAAUGCCCAGAAACACAAUCACCUAUCUUAUUGCGUUGAAGGCUGCAGCCAAGCAUAAAAACUACAUUUUUGCACAGAAAGUCUGGACUGAAAGAGGAACAUACAGAAAGUCUGCCGGCUUCAGAAAUUUACCAAAAUCCGAGAAGGAAAAAUUGGACUUUAGCUUUGCAAGCGGUAUGGUCAAUUGCCUUACUGACAUGAAGCUUCUAGAUGAUGCUCUAGCGAUUUUGGUGAGUACAGAAUACCAGUUCAAAUGGACUUGGAAAGAAUUGCUGCAUCUCUAUGCUGCAGCUGCUGAAGCUGGUUAUGACAAGGUAACCAAAACCAUUCGAGGUGUGGUGAAAAGAGCACAAAUCAACUUCGAGGGGAAAAUUAGGAGGAAGGAUUACAAAAAAUACGUCAUGGAAAGAGGCUACUAA